AUGUCCUCGAAAGGCCAUUUUGGAACAAUGUCCUCGAAAGGCAAACAUCAACCAGUGACGUUGUCUGUUCUACUGGAACGAGAAUCGACAAAUGGAAAGAUAGAGAAACCUGAGAUUGUACAUGGACUAGCGAGCCAGACCAAGAAAGGGGAGGACUUUACGUUGCUUAAAAUGGAUUGCCAAAGAACAAUGGGAGAUGGUGUCACCACAUUCUCAGUUUUUGGGCUCUUUGAUGGCCACAAUGGAUCUGCUGCUGCUAUUUACACUAAAGAGAAUCUCCUUAAUAAUGUCCUAAAGGCUAUUCCGACGGAUCUUAAUACAGAUGAAUGGGUUGCUGCGCUGCCAAGGGCUUUGGUUGCUGGCUUUGUUAAAACUGAUAAAGAUUUCCAAGAGAAGGAAAAAAUAUCGGGAACAACUCUAACAUUGGUGAUAAUAGAAGGAUGGGUUAUAACAGUCGCAUCUGUUGGUGAUUCCCGGUGUAUAUUUGACUCAGCUGAUGGUGGAAUAUAUUACUUGUCAGCUGAUCAUAGGCUUGAAUGCAAUGAAGAGGAAAGGGAACGAAUAACUGCUAGUGGGGGUGAUAUUGGUCGGUUAAAUGCUGGUGCCGGUACAGAGAUUGGUCCCUUGAGAUGUUGGCCUGGAGGCUUGUGUCUUUCACGUUCCAUUGGCGAUAGGGAUGUUGGGGAGUUCAUUGUUCCUGUUCCAUACGUACAGCAAAUAAAGAUGUCUUCAGCUGGUGGUAGGAUGAUCAUCUCUAGCGAUGGUGUUUGGGAUGCCUUAUCGGCUGUCGAAGCUCUUGAUUGUUGUCGCAGAAUGCCAACAGAUGUAGCAGCUGCACAGAUUGUGAAACACUAUGCCCUUCUGCCGUUGCUAUAUUUUAGUAUCAGUUGCCUUUCUUAUAUAUCUUACGACUCCUUGGUCUCCAAUGAACAGGAAGCUUUGAAGGCUGAUGGUCUUCGAGACGAUACAACCUGCAUUGUUAUUGAUAUCUUACCACCAGAGAAGCCAGCUCCUCCUCCGAUACCACAAAAAAAGCUAAUAAAACGCAUAAUGUCAUUAUUUCACAAGAAACCUUCUGAAUCGUCUUCUCAUUCUGAUAAAAAAUACAAGGAGCCAGAUGAGGUGGAGGAAUUAUUUGAAGAGGGAUCUGCUAUACUUUCAAAAAGGUUGGAUACAAAAUAUCCAGUGUGCAACAUUUUUCAACUGUUCAUGUGUGCAAUCUGUCAGUUAGAGUUGAAACCUGGAGAAGGUAUUUCCGUUCAUGCUGAUUCUUCUACUUCAGUGAAGUUACGUCUGUGGGAUGGUCCUUUCCCUUGCUCUAGUUGUCAGGUGAAGAAAGAAGCCAUGGAAGGGAAAAGACCAUCGGGAGAUAGAUAGAGCAGUGAAAGUAACUAGCCAGGCCUCUCCGAUUACUUUGGCAUGUUAUGGGCUAUACCAAUCGUUUUUGGAGGUGGUUAUUAAUGGGGAAGAUGGUGCAUUCUUACUACAGUGGCUACCUUCAAAUUUCUUAUUGGAGGGCAUGGAACUCUCUGUCCAUUUGCAAUCGAGGAUCCAGAUGAAUCUAUACUCCCAAUCCAAAGAUCAGUGUUGAAAUGUGUUUAGAUUUCUCAAAACUACCUCAAGUGGUAAUAGAAAAGGAAAUUCUAAAUACAAAAUGAGAAAAGACGGGCAGAAGGGUUUUAGUCUCGGCAAUGUCUACUGGCAUUGCGUCAGAGCUCUUUAUGUUUGCUGGACUAGACUCCAAAGAAAGCUGUAAC
Messenger RNA from Hibiscus syriacus, 1757 nucleotides. RefSeq names its product probable protein phosphatase 2C 12. Gene Ontology annotation, biological process: protein dephosphorylation. Gene Ontology annotation, molecular function: protein serine/threonine phosphatase activity. The record is from RefSeq and is a predicted model, not a curated record. Bases 1 to 1377 code for a protein of 458 amino acids. Lineage: Eukaryota; Viridiplantae; Streptophyta; Magnoliopsida; Malvales; Malvaceae. The transcript has 10 exons.